AAGAUGUCUGGGGAGGAAGAGGAGGAGUUCUACUUGUUCAAGAACAUCUCCUCGGUGGGGCCGUGGGAUGGGCCUCAGUACCAUAUCGCACCCCUCUGGGCCUUCCACCUCCAGGCAGCCUUCAUGGGUUUUGUCUUCUUUGCGGGGACACCGCUCAAUUCCAUGGUGCUGCUGGCCACACUGCGCUAUCGGAAGUUGCGGCAGCCGCUCAAUUACAUCCUGGUCAACGUGUCUCUGGGGGGCUUCCUCUUCUGCAUCUUCUCGGUCCUCACCGUGUUCAUCGCCAGCUGUAAGGGCUACUUCAUCUUCGGCCCCCUUGUCUGUGCAUGGGAGGCCUUUCUGGGCUCGGCUGCAGGUCUGGUGACAAGCUGGUCACUGGCCUUCCUGGCCUUUGAGCGCUAUGUCGUGGUCUGCAAGCCCUUCGGGAGCUUCCGCUUCAGCUCCAGGCACGCGCUGAUGGUGGUGCUGGCCACCUGGAUUAUGGGUGUUGGGGUCUCUAUCCCACCCUUCUUCGGCUGGAGCCGGUUCAUCCCUGAGGGUCUGCAGUGCUCCUGUGGCCCUGACUGGUACACCGUGGGCACCAAGUAUCACAGCGAGUCCUACACCUGGUUCCUCUUCCUCUUCUGCUUCAUCGCGCCUCUCUCCCUCAUCUGCUUCUCCUAU
Erinaceus europaeus (western European hedgehog) is the source of this 663-nucleotide messenger RNA. It is a transcript of the gene OPN1SW, whose product is annotated as opsin 1, short wave sensitive. NCBI's taxonomy places the organism in Eukaryota, Metazoa, Chordata, Mammalia, Eulipotyphla, Erinaceidae. The record is from RefSeq and is a predicted model, not a curated record. Gene Ontology annotation, molecular function: G protein-coupled receptor activity. Gene Ontology annotation, biological process: G protein-coupled receptor signaling pathway; phototransduction; visual perception. The annotation marks the transcript as partial. Gene Ontology annotation, cellular component: membrane; photoreceptor outer segment. The transcript has 3 exons.